AUUGCUGAUAGUUGUAUUCACUUCCCUACUUGUCUUGUUAGUUUAAUAUUAUUCUUGAAUUUGGUUUACCAUCCAGUUAUCUUACCUUGCAGUUGAGCAUGUGCAUGACUUUGGCUUUUUCCAUUCUCAUUUUUCUGAUGUUUUUCUUUGUGCAGUGAAGCAAUUUGGUUUGGAUUUGAUGGACCAGUAUGAGAAAGUUGAGAAGAUUGGAGAAGGAACUUAUGGUGUGGUUUACAAGGCUCGUGACCGUGUGACAAAUGAGACUGUCGCUCUCAAAAAGAUUCGCUUGGAGCAGGAAGAUGAAGGAGUCCCUAGCACGGCAAUAAGGGAAAUCUCCCUCUUGAAAGAGAUGCAGCAUGGCAACAUAGUCAGGUUACAGGAUGUAGAACACAGUGAGAAACGAUUGUAUCUUGUUUUUGAAUAUCUGGAUCUGGAUUUGAAGAAGCACAUGGAUUCGUGUCCAGAGCUUGCUAAGAAUCCGCAUUUAAUAAAAACGUUUCUCUAUCAGAUUCUUCGUGGAAUUGCAUAUUGCCAUUCUCAUAGAGUUCUCCACCGAGAUCUGAAACCUCAAAAUUUGCUAAUAGAUCUCCGCACCAAUGCAUUGAAGCUUGCAGACUUUGGAUUAGCUAGGGCAUUUGGUAUUCCAGUCAGGACAUUUACUCAUGAGGUAGUGGUAACCCUCUGGUAUAGAGCACCAGAAAUCCUCCUCGGGUCCCGCCAUUACUCUACUCCGGUAGAUGUCUGGUCAGUGGGUUGUAUAUUUGCUGAGAUGGUGAAUCAGUGCCCUUUGUUCCCUGGGGAUUCUGAGAUUGAUGAACUUUUCAAGAUUUUCAGAUAUAUGGGCACUCCGAAUGAAGAAACAUGGCCUGGAGUGACUUCGUUGCCCGACUUCAAGUCUGCCUUCCCCAAGUGGCCCCAUUAGGAUCUGGCAACUAUGGUCCCAAAUCUUGAACCUGCUGGAGUUGAUCUCCUU
Telopea speciosissima is the source of this 973-nucleotide messenger RNA. Its product is annotated as cell division control protein 2 homolog A-like. Bases 179 to 922 code for a protein of 247 amino acids. Gene Ontology annotation, molecular function: ATP binding; cyclin-dependent protein serine/threonine kinase activity; cyclin binding. The transcript has 7 exons. Gene Ontology annotation, cellular component: nucleus; cytoplasm; cyclin-dependent protein kinase holoenzyme complex. Gene Ontology annotation, biological process: regulation of meiotic cell cycle; regulation of G2/M transition of mitotic cell cycle; protein phosphorylation. The record is from RefSeq and is a predicted model, not a curated record. NCBI's taxonomy places the organism in Eukaryota, Viridiplantae, Streptophyta, Magnoliopsida, Proteales, Proteaceae.